Messenger RNA from Lithohypha guttulata, 1005 nucleotides. RefSeq names its product AP-1-like transcription factor (gene YAP3). The coding region runs from base 1 to 1005 and encodes 334 amino acids. NCBI's taxonomy places the organism in Eukaryota, Fungi, Ascomycota, Eurotiomycetes, Chaetothyriales, Trichomeriaceae. Gene Ontology annotation, cellular component: RNA polymerase II transcription regulator complex. Gene Ontology annotation, molecular function: DNA-binding transcription activator activity, RNA polymerase II-specific; transcription cis-regulatory region binding. The transcript is spliced from 3 exons. The record is from RefSeq and is a predicted model, not a curated record. Gene Ontology annotation, biological process: regulation of DNA-templated transcription.
AUGGAUACAGGUGUUGACUUCACAUACUUUAGCUCGGCACCUGUACCUGUUUCGUACUAUGGUCUCCCACCAACGCCUCAAAGCAACACGCCUCGCGGCGACGACUUCAAGAGCUAUCAGAGUAAUGAUCCCUUUGAUCCUGCCUUUGCAGCUGCCUUUCAGCAUAACUUCCAAUAUGAUCCUUCACAGUUUGUUACUCAACCCCACCAUACGCAUCAUCAAAUAGCCAGCAUCACGCCGGCUAUCCAGUCGAUGCAACAAAGGCCCCCGUUGAUAUCACUCCCGACGGAUCAGUCCUACGAUCAAUUCGACGAUACUGCCAUGAGCCCUACCGAUCCUACAGGACUCCAACGCAGCAGUAGCGAAGAGAAGGAUAAUCUUACACCGCAGCAAAACAAGCGAAAGGCACAGAAUAGGGCUGCGCAACGGGCUUUCCGGGAGAGGAAAGAGAAACGUGUUAAAGAUUUAGAAGCACGGAAUACGACUCUACAACACCAAUACAUUACCCUGCAGACUGAGCUUGAACGUCUUCGAAGAGAAUUGACUCGUGCAACUACCGAAAAUGAGAUUCUUCGAGCUACCUCUGGCUCAUCGUCUAAUGGUCCAGCGCCGUUCCUUCUUGACAAAGAUAGAGACGAUUUGGAUUCUGUUGUGCCAGGGCCUCUGGGAUACACACCAACCGAUUAUUCUUCUAAGCUGCGGACCACCAAAGAGAGUACUACGGACUGGGUACCAAAUGCAAAGUGGGCACAGUUUGGGGUACCCAUCGCCGACCCCAUCGAUGAGGAGAAUGGAGAACCACUCUACACAGCUGGCCAGACCUGGGACUACAUUCAACGACAUGAGCUGUUCAAGAAAGGCCUUGUCGACGUAGGCGAUGUUUGUGAGCGGCUAAAGAAAGCUGCAAGAUGUGGUAACGGUCAUGGCCCCGUCUUUCUAGAAGGUGACAUUCGAAAAGCCAUUCAGGAGAGUGCUGUUGCUGGUGGUAGAGAUGAACUAAUUUAA